Messenger RNA from Amoebophrya sp. A120, 1634 nucleotides. Lineage: Eukaryota; Dinophyceae; Syndiniales; Amoebophryaceae. The record is from the annotation of a GenBank genome assembly.
AUGGCGACCUCGGCAGCUGUCCCGCGAAACCGCAUGGCCCACUGGGUGCUGCGGGUUACGGAGCUCGAGAAAACGGUCGAAUUUUUCAAAACGGUCUUUGGAAUGGUAACCAUUCGACACGAGGAAAACCCGGCGGCGUGCAAAAUCACCUGCAACGGAAGGUUUGACAGGCCCUGGUCAAAAACGAUGAUGGGAUACCAAGGGCACACUGAGGACAAAUGGUAUCAUUCUUGCUUGGACUACGACUAGAAGUUCUUUCUCUUUGAGUUGUUUACACUUGCAUGACUACGAAAUUCAGAACGAUGUAUAAAAACAGCCUGAAAAAACAAAAACUUUUCUGCGCAGGUAUUGCCUUGAGCUCACGUACAAUUACGGCGUUAGAAAAUACGACGUCGACAAUGGCAUCAGAGCUAUUUCAAUUACCACACCCUCCGACCCAAAAACAGUAAUAGAAACGGCCACGAAACUUGGGUACGCCGAGGGGCCGCCGCAGGACGACGGAGCCCGAACGAUUCUCGGGCCCGAUAACUACCCGUACGUGCCGAUACAAGACACGGCGGAGGGAACAUCACAUAAAUCCGAAGAGCCGUUUGUCGGAGUGACCAUUGUCGUGAACGACUUGGAAGCCUCGAAGAAGUUUUACACGGAGGUACUGGAUAUGGAACCUGUCGAGGAAGCCGCGGAAGGCGCAGCGAAUAAAGUAGUGCUGAAGUACGCGACACUGGAAGGAACAGGAACCUCGGCGUCAUCAAGAGGAAACACGACCUACCUAGUGCUGGAGCAGAAGGCAGCAGAUGCGCCAGGUACUACAUAUGCUUGCACGACGAAGCAUCGUAGCUAUGUUUAUCUACCGAUCGUGAGUAAUUGUAAUAUAUCAGUCGAGAAGGAGAAGAUAUCAGAUUUUUCCAUAUGCCUGUUCAAAAUCAAUUCAUUACAGCCAUCAAACCCAGCGCGCAUUCUGGUAGACUCGCCAUUUCCUGUGGGGACGUCGCUGGGUACUACAAGAAGUUUGCGACGGAUAAAGUUUUGCACGAAAUGCAGAUACUAGACGAGCCGCUGGGGAAACUUGAGAUCGCCAUCGUGCUCGAUCCGGACAACUACGAGAUCUGUUUGGUAACAAGCAGCGUCUUCGACCCCAGCACGAAAGCCGCGGCCAAUUGGGAGGACCCCCCGUGGGAGAAGCGAAGGGAGAUGGGUGGGAAAUGAUGCGGGGAGAUGAAUCUGCAAGGACAAGGUUCGAACAAAUUAUAUAAGUGUCGUCGGAGUAAUAUUACCUUACCACCGGGAAAUUCAUCUUCUAAAUUGUUUAGUGUAAAGAGAAUUACACGCGGUUUAAAGUCGAGCACACAAAGAAAAAUCAAGGCUCUAUGGAUUCUUCCCAAUUGGACCUGAUCUUGAUUCUGAAGUGAAAAGACCCCCGAUGCUUUUCUUGUGUUCCAUGAAGACCGUCAGGAGGGCGCUACAAUUACACUGACGCGCAUGGAAAGCGACGAGACUGAAAUCGUUGCGCCCCUUAUGGCCGCGAAGGGUCUGGGAUUCGGCACUGCGCUCCCAUGGCGCGACAUUGAUGCAGAGCCUGAGGGGGUGCCGGGCGCAAGGCUGCCGCACUUGCUGCGGCCGGCAGCGUGCGCGAC